Messenger RNA from Galleria mellonella (greater wax moth), 2056 nucleotides. RefSeq names its product DNA replication factor Cdt1 (gene dup). Gene Ontology annotation, molecular function: DNA polymerase binding; DNA binding. The record is from RefSeq and is a predicted model, not a curated record. The coding region runs from base 111 to 1934 and encodes 607 amino acids. Gene Ontology annotation, cellular component: nucleus. Gene Ontology annotation, biological process: mitotic cell cycle; DNA replication preinitiation complex assembly; DNA replication checkpoint signaling. The transcript has 3 exons. Lineage: Eukaryota; Metazoa; Arthropoda; Insecta; Lepidoptera; Pyralidae.
GUCAAAUUGGAAACGUUUUUAGUAUUAUUUGGAGGGAAACGAAAUUUUUGUUGCUUUUGUGCUGUUACUCUUAAAAAUUGAAUUAUUUAAGUAAUUAUUAAGUUUUCACUAUGUCUCAAACAAGAAUUACAUCAUUUUUCAAUAGUAGAAAACGGCCAGCUAUAGAUGAUAUCGCUUCACCACAGAAUAAGAUUCCCCAUUUAGAAUUAGUAUCGGACGACGGCACAAAGCUUAUUAAAAGAAAAGUUAACGUAAAUAAAAGUGACAUUUGUGAUGUGAUACAGUCGUCUCAAUUAAUUAAUGACACUAAAGAUGAAGGAAAAAAGGAUAAUUUAUUACUCCAACAACCUCUCACGGAACAAGCGUGUAAACAUACACACGCUUCAGUCGCAACGCCAUUUGCCAAAAAAAACAAUUCCUCUAAUAUUUCCAAAGCUUCAGAGGUGUCCAAAACACAAACGAUACAGGUGGCUCGAAAAGAGUUAAGUUUAGGAAACAUACGCAAAAAGCUAGCGGGCAGUUCUAGGUUAGCUGAAAUAAAAGCAUCUGCAGAACGUAUUAGCAAAGGUAUUCAACAACUUAAAGAAACUGGUGAACAACGCAACCUUAAAGAAUUUAAAUCUAUUGAUGUGGAAGUCCCAUCAAGUCCAAGUAAAAGAUCAAGUCAGGAGUUGUCAUCACCAAAAAAAGACCUUGCUCCUGCCGAUAAUCAAGAGCGAUUUCUCAUCUCACCACGGAAAGUUUAUGUGAGCCCUGUUAAAAGUCCUAACAAAGUACCUGCAUAUGUAAGACAUGCAUCUUUGGCUACCUCUUCAACCAGCUUACCUCUUCCUCAUCAGUACAAGUUCUUAGCAGAACUAUUUCGGGGUAUAGAGACAGUUGUUGCUCUACUUUAUAAUAGAAAUGAAAAAAUAACAUUCACUAAACUGAAGCCCUCCAUUCAAGAGAUGCUUAAACGUAACUUCACAGAAAAGCAUCUAGCUCAAGUAAAACAUUUAGUACCAGAUUUUUACAGCUAUGAAAUUCAAAAAAUUAAAAGUUUUACAACAUCUUCUCAUAAAGAAACAUAUGAACUAGUUAUAUCGCCCAAUCUUCCUAAUGAUAUUAAAGUUAUGAAUCCGAGUGUCCUUCUUGAAAGACGUAGAUUCUUUUAUGAGACAUUGCUUCGACUUGUGAAAAAACAUCAUGCUCAAUACUUGUCAUCAUUGGAUCCUCCGAUGAUCAUACCUGAUAAUAAACUAGUUCGCUGGCACCCGGAAUUUGAUCUAGAAAAAUUACCAGAAAUUGAUUGUGCUAAAUUACCAGAAUUGCCAAACACACAGAAAUUAUCAUCAGCACAGGAUGUGUUGGCCAAGGCUCGUGAUUUGUUUAAAUGCAACACUAAAAUGGAGAGGGCAUUGGAAAAAUUAGCUGAAGCAAAAGCUAGAGGCUUAACCAACGAGGAGAAGGCAGUUACUGGUAUUAAUGAUGAUAAAUGGAAAACUGUAGCCACAAAUACACCAUCAACUAGUACUGUAAAUAUUUUAAACCCUGCAUUACGUAACUUACCAGCUUCAUUAUUGGAAAAAGUCAAAGCAAAACAAGCUGCCAAGGCUCUUGAAGCCAUGACAAGAUCUUCAGAAAAUGAACAAAAGUAUUUAGUUUAUAGCCGUCUGCCAGAUCUUGCAAGGACAUUAAGAAAUAUUUUUGUUACUGAGAGAAAAAAUGUAUUGGCAAUCAAUAUUAUUCUUUCAAAAUUAGACAGCAGUUUUAAGGCAAAUGUGUCUGCUAGUGACCUGCAAAAGGAUAUUAAAUUGCUCACAGAAGAAAUCCCAGAAUGGAUAAAGCUACAUGAUGUAAGAAAUGUUACAUACUUAAAAUUAGACAAAAAUGCCAAUUUAAAAAAUAUUAUUUCUAAAUUGGAAACAUUAGCUGAAAAGUAUAGGAAUGAUUAAGUAGCCCUAAGUAGGUAGUAGUUAAUGAUUUGACAUGUAAUGCAAAUUAAGACUGAAUAAGAAAAUUUGUUACUGCAUAGAAAAAUAAAUAUAUAUGAUGAUUGCACAAAAACUGACCUUUU